Molecule: messenger RNA, 3171 nt
Organism: Cantharellus anzutake
Lineage: Eukaryota; Fungi; Basidiomycota; Agaricomycetes; Cantharellales; Hydnaceae
Product: Piwi domain-containing protein
Exons: 24
Coding region: 119-2977 (952 amino acids)
Molecular function (GO): protein binding; RNA binding
Source: RefSeq, a predicted model, not a curated record
AUCGGACUCAAAGACCAUAUAAGAGCGCGUUUCUUUGUGGCAGAUAACCUCCGCAUAUAUUCUCUGGAAGCUGCUUAAAACACAACUUUUACACCUUUUAACAACAGGAGAAGCCUAUAUGACUGAUCGGGGAGGUCGAGGACAAGGUCCGAGAGGAGGAGGCGGGAGAGGCCGCGGAGGUUUCAGCGAUAGGGGACGUGGAAGCCCGAGCCCCGUUAGAGGUGCGCCUCCCCGUGGAGGACGAGGAUCGCCGGCGCCAGCCGGAAGAGGUGGACCUCCUGCACCGCCCGUGCAGCCUUUGAACCUACCUCCAGCUAAUAUUGAUGCGAGACUCUCCUCGAGCGCCAUGGACAGCCUUGUCAGUGGCCUCUCUAAACUGAAAAUAACGCACGGUGAACAGCCUCCCACCCGUCCCGACUUUGGCAAAGUUGGGACUCCGAUCAAGCUUCGGGCCAACUACUUUCCGUUGACCAAACUUCCUGAAAAGUUGUAUGAAUAUGAUCUAAAGACCACACCCGCUGUUGGCGCUCGAAGAGUGAAGAGGAGGAUCUACGAGCUGCUUGAGAAAUCUGUGGCAUUCUCUCCCUAUGCACGGUACAGUGCACACGACGGCAGUGCCAAACUGAUAUCUGCCACGCCGAUUCCCAUGGAUGCCGAUGGUUAUAUGACCAUCGUCGUGAAGCAUUAUGACGAGGAUGCCUCCGAAGAUGAUCCAACGUCGAAAGCCUACGAAGUUACAAUCACCUUUGUGAAAGAGCUCGAUAUUGCUGAUAUGCAGAAAUACGUUCGUGGGGACCCUGAUAUGGUUUCCUAUGAUAUUAAUCCUGGAACGGCGGCUUUGAAUAUUUUGCUGGCCAAGUUCGCGACGCAUAAUGGAGGUAUUAACGUGGGAAAGAAUCGCUACUUCUUCCCUAUUAGGACUCAAAAUGAGGCAAAUUAUCUGGGAAACUCCAGAUUGCUCGUCGCAUAUCGCGGAUUCUUCUCUUCCGUGCGUCCUGUUUACAAUCAACUUGCGGUAAAUUUGAAUGUCGCGACGACUGCGUUCUACGCUCCGGGGAACUUGGGCAAUGCGCUAAUGGCGUUCUACGGUGCGCGAGGAGGCAAUGCCAACCACUUCAUAUAUGGUUUGCGAGUGAAGACAAUUCAUCUUGGCUAUAAGAAGACUGUUCGUCGAGUGGGCAGCAAAAGUGCAACGGAUGCUGUAUUUACUCAUGAGAAGUGGGGGAAGAUUUCCGUUUCCACCUAUUUUAAGAAACAAUAUAAUAUUACCCUCAAGUAUCCCAGCGAGCUCCCACUUCUGGAUAUCGGAACUAAGGACAAGGCUAACAUGGUUCCUGCAGAGUUAUGCGAUAUACUGCCCGACCAACCUUAUCGCGGAAAGCUAUUGGCCGAUCAGACUCGAGACAUGAUCGAUGUAGCGUGCCGCUCACCUGCCGAAAACCAGAGGGUUAUACUUCAAGCUGGCUUGGCCAAAAUGGGCUUUGUUCCAUCCCCUGAUAGCAGCCUCAACGCAAUUGGCAUCUUGUUGGGACAAGAGAUGGCUGUUGUCCCAGGUCGUGUCCUUCCUCCUCCACAGAUCAAGUAUUUGGGAAAUCAUCCUACACAAAUUCGGGACUCUGCUUGGAAUAUGAAGGAUGUUAAGUUUGUGGUAGCAGCCCCUCUCCGUAAUUGUAUGGCACUGUCAAUUGGUGUGGGAGGAAGGUCUGAGUUCAGUGGUAAGGAUGACCCCGAAUUGGGCAGGUUACUGAACGAGUUCACUGACACGUGCGGCAAAUGCGGUAUGAACAUCUCGAACGUUCGUUGGACCAAGCACCACAUCAAUGUUCCACCCAACGAUCCCGGGAAAAAAAACUCAAAGGUCGCCAUCGAAAGAACGCUCAAGUCUGGCUCCAAGCCAGACAUUGUGCUCGUGAUACUCGGUAGCGAUGAUAAGGCGUUGUACGCUGCCAUCAAAUAUCUGUGCGAUGUGCAACUGGAUGUCUUAACAGUGUGCGUCGUCGCCAGCAAAUUCCGAAGGGCUGGAGGGGCCCUUCAGUACCAGGCGAAUGUUGCUCUAAAGCUAAACGUUAAAUUGGGGGGCACCAAUCAUGUGCUCAGCGGACCUGGACCACUCUCCUGGCUCAACCAGCGGCCCACGAUGCUGCUUGGAUGUGAUGUUACGCAUCCCAGCCCUGGCAGUGUAAAGGGCACGCCAUCAAUAGCCGCUGUCGUUGGGAACAUAGAUGCCAACUUCGUUCAAUACCCUGCCUCCAUGCGUUUACAGGAGACCAAGAAAGAGAUGAUCACUAAACUGUCUGAAAUGGUCAUAGAACGUCUAAUUGCUUACAGACAGAAGACCAACAAACUUCCUGAACGCGUCAUCUUGUUCCGAGAUGGCGUCUCGGAAGGACAAUUCCAGACGGUCCUCCGGGAAGAGUUACCGCAGAUCAGGGAUGCUUUCAGACGUGUAACUCCUCAAGGUCAGGUGUACAAGCCAAAACUGACGAUUGCUGUUGCCGGGAAGAGACACCAUACCCGUUUUUACCCUGUGGAUGAGGCCGGAACGGAUCAACGGAACAACAGCAAUCCCAAAGCGGGAACCGUGGUUGAUCAAGGUGUAACGGGCGUCUACACCUUCGACUUUUUCCUCCAAUCGCACGCUGGUAUCAAGGGUCAAGCGCGGCCUACCCAUUAUACUGUCCUAAUUGACGAGUGUGGUUUCAAAGCGGACGAGCUCCAAACGUUGACUCACGCAUUGAGCUACACCUUUGCACGAGCGACGCGUGGCGUCAGCUUGGUGCCCCCUGCAUUCUAUGCUGAUCUUGCUUGCGAACGCGGACGAUGCUAUCUCCACGAUCUUCUGAAUGGUUUGGACAAUGUUUCUAUUGGUGGAAGCACCAACUCCGAAGAGGCGGCUCGUCAAGUCUAUGAGAAGGCCGAAAAAAUCUGGGGCAACGGCCCCGGUAAUUUUGUCCGCCAGAGGAUGUUUUACAUUUGAUUUUUUCUGAAAGAAUGGUCUUGGAUGCCCUUAUUUAUGCUCGCUCCAAACGAAAAAUUUGUUUAAACCCCUACCAUGUAUCAAAUGUCGGCACGCCACUCUCGCUUGUGUACAGGUUUCACUACGUUGGAGAUUUCAUUGUUGUUGUUAGGAUUCGCAAUUCUGAAUUCAAGAUUAUAUUAUUUCAGCUACCG